This is a messenger RNA of Lipotes vexillifer (Yangtze River dolphin), 1724 nucleotides long. It is a transcript of the gene PCYT1B, whose product is annotated as phosphate cytidylyltransferase 1B, choline. Lineage: Eukaryota; Metazoa; Chordata; Mammalia; Artiodactyla; Lipotidae. The record is from RefSeq and is a predicted model, not a curated record. Gene Ontology annotation, molecular function: choline-phosphate cytidylyltransferase activity; phosphatidylcholine binding. The transcript is spliced from 9 exons. Gene Ontology annotation, biological process: CDP-choline pathway. Bases 1 to 1278 code for a protein of 425 amino acids.
AUGACCAUGCGCUCCCCAGAGCCCCAGCGCAAGCUGCCUGGGGCGGGGCCUCCAGCCGUUGGUGGCUGUGGGGGCUACCAGAGGAGCAGUUAUCUGCAGCCCGCCAGAAACGCUGUGCUUUUAGGCACCCCCCCCCCACGCCCCCCGGGCACAGAUAACGGCUUUGGCCUUUGCGCUAAAGAGACGUCGGAGUUUGUGAUUGGCCAGGCCGCUGUGUGUGAAAUACAGAUGUCUGCCACACUCCUGACUAUGGCAUUCCUUCCAGCCGAGUACCCCCGGGUGUGGACCCUGACUGCACCUGCCCCAUUUGCAGAUGAAACCAGCUGCCAGUGCCAAGCACCCCAUGAGAAACUGACCAUUGCUCAGGCCCGCUUAGGAACACCAGUUGACAGACCUGUCAGAGUAUACGCAGAUGGAAUAUUUGACCUCUUCCACUCAGGUCAUGCAAGGGCACUUAUGCAAGCAAAAACACUGUUUCCCAACAGCUACUUGUUGGUAGGAGUUUGCAGUGAUGACCUCACUCACAAAUUCAAAGGUUUCACCGUGAUGAACGAAGCAGAGAGAUACGAAGCGCUGAGACACUGUCGCUAUGUGGAUGAAGUCAUCAGAGAUGCUCCGUGGACACUCACGCCAGAGUUUCUGGAAAAACACAAGAUUGACUUUGUGGCCCACGAUGACAUUCCGUACUCCUCUGCUGGCUCUGAUGAUGUUUACAAGCAUAUAAAGGAAGCAGGAAUGUUUGUUCCAACGCAGAGAACGGAAGGCAUCUCAACAUCAGACAUCAUCACCAGGAUUGUCCGCGACUAUGAUGUUUAUGCCCGACGCAAUCUCCAGAGAGGGUACACAGCCAAGGAACUGAAUGUCAGCUUUAUAAAUGAAAAGAAGUACCGCUUCCAAAACCAGGUAGACAAGAUGAAGGAAAAGGUCAAAAACGUGGAGGAAAAAUCAAAGGAAUUUGUUAACAGAGUGGAAGAAAAGAGUCAUGAUCUAAUUCAAAAGUGGGAAGAGAAAUCGAGGGAAUUCAUUGGCAACUUCCUAGAACUGUUUGGGCCUGAUGGAGCAUGGAAGCAGAUGUUCCAGGAGAGGAGUAGCCGGAUGCUGCAGGCCUUGUCCCCGAAGCAGAGCCCUGUGAGCAGCCCCACCAGGAGCCGGUCCCCUUCACGCUCCCCAUCGCCCACCUUCUCGUGGCUCCCGAACAAAACCUCACCCCCCUCCUCACCCAAAGCCGCCUCAGCCUCCAUCAGCAGCAUGAGUGAGGGGGAUGAAGAUGAGAAGUAAAGGCUGCUGGGAGAAAACCAGAGCCACGCCACACAGGCUGGGGGGAGGGCGGGGGCACGGGGGAUGCCUGAGUGGUGUGGGAGCUGCAGCUCAGCCAGGAGACCCUGAGCUCUGCUAAGGGAAGGCCUUGAGACCAGCUCUCCGUCAGUCUCCACUCAGCCUAAGACUUGGACUCUGCAUGGAGGUUUCCCGCCAGACAACCUAUACCAACCUUCUUAGCAUCAUCUAGAGAACCAGUCUACUUUAACCUUGCUAAGGAAAGAUGCAGAGCACCCCUGGGAGACUUGCACUGAGUGGGGUGCCUUCCGAUUUGGUCCUUACACUGGCCCCCACCAAGUACACCACCUGUGGAAGCGGCUGUUCCCUCAAUCUAGUAAUUCCAGCUUCUAAGGGCCCUGCACGCUGCCUCCUACCACCCAAGCUCUGCCAGAAUAAAGCUGUUUCCA